CAAAGAAUCAACAGUUAGAGCCGCUCAUUGUUUUUGCGGAGAGACAGGCCAGAGAAGAUGCAGAUAUUCGUGAAAACCCUAACCGGCAAGACCAUAACUCUCGAGGUCGAGAGCAGCGACACCAUUGACAAUGUCAAAGCUAAGAUCCAAGACAAAGAAGGAAUCCCCCCGGACCAACAACGUCUCAUCUUCGCCGGAAAACAGCUCGAAGAUGGCCGUACCUUAGCUGACUACAAUAUCCAGAAAGAAUCAACGCUUCAUCUUGUUCUGAGGUUGAGAGGUGGGAUUAUUGAGCCUUCUUUGAUGGCUUUGGCUCGCAAAUACAACCAAGACAAGAUGAUAAAAUAA
Hibiscus syriacus is the source of this 348-nucleotide messenger RNA. RefSeq names its product ubiquitin. Lineage: Eukaryota; Viridiplantae; Streptophyta; Magnoliopsida; Malvales; Malvaceae. Gene Ontology annotation, molecular function: structural constituent of ribosome; protein tag activity; ubiquitin protein ligase binding. Gene Ontology annotation, cellular component: cytoplasm; ribosome; nucleus. Gene Ontology annotation, biological process: protein ubiquitination; modification-dependent protein catabolic process; translation. The record is from RefSeq and is a predicted model, not a curated record. The transcript has 3 exons. The coding region runs from base 58 to 348 and encodes 96 amino acids.